GUUCGCUCAGGAAAGGUGCGGAGGGACAGCGUUUUACGGCGGGACGACCGUAAAGUGAGGCGCGUUUUUCUUUCCGCCUGGUGCAGAAGAGAAGGAAGGGCCUGAAGGGCCGCGUGUGAGAGCGAGGAGGGACAAAUCGGGAGCCAGUGGGUGCCAGCCGCCCCCACCCUCCCAGGUCCUCACUCCGCCCGGCCGUGCGGGGACCCAGCGCCCCCCAGGAUGUUUAAGAAAUUUGAUGAAAAGGAAAAUGUAUCCAACUGCAUCCAGUUAAAAACAUCUGUUAUUAAAGGCAUUAAGAACCAACUGAUAGAUCAGUUUCCUGGUAUUGAGCCAUGGCUAAACCAAAUUAUGCCAAAGAAAGAUCCUGUCAAGAUAGUACGUUGUCACGAACAUAUAGAAAUCCUCACAGUAAAUGGAGAAUUACUGUUCUUCAGGCAAAGAGAAGGACCUUUUUAUCCAACACUGAGAUUACUUCAUAAAUAUCCAUUCAUUCUGCCACAUCAACAGGUUGAUAAAGGAGCCAUUAAAUUUGUACUUAGCGGAGCAAAUAUAAUGUGUCCUGGUCUGACGUCUCCAGGAGCGAAACUUUACCCUGCUGCUGCAGAUACAAUUGUGGCAAUAAUGGCAGAAGGAAAGCAACAUGCGCUGUGCGUUGGAGUCAUGAAGAUGCCAGCAGAAGACAUUGAGAAAGUCAACAAAGGAAUUGGCAUUGAAAAUAUCCAUUAUUUAAAUGAUGGGCUCUGGCAUAUGAAGACGUACAAGUGAAGCGGCUAAACGUGUGCAGCAACUGAGGGAUGCACUUCCAGUAAACGUGGACUACUUUGUAAUUCUUGUUUUUAACGUGUGACUGAAUGUACAAAUUUAUUUUGUUCUGUGACUACGCCAAAUAAAUCAAGUGAAUGCAGAGUU
Molecule: messenger RNA, 909 nt
Organism: Sphaerodactylus townsendi
Lineage: Eukaryota; Metazoa; Chordata; Lepidosauria; Squamata; Sphaerodactylidae
Gene: MCTS1
Product: MCTS1 re-initiation and release factor
Exons: 6
Coding region: 220-765 (181 amino acids)
Biological process (GO): formation of translation preinitiation complex
Molecular function (GO): RNA binding
Source: RefSeq, a predicted model, not a curated record